Ostertagia ostertagi is the source of this 714-nucleotide messenger RNA. NCBI's taxonomy places the organism in Eukaryota, Metazoa, Nematoda, Chromadorea, Rhabditida, Trichostrongylidae. The record is from the annotation of a GenBank genome assembly.
AUGCGGUGUUCUUAUGAAGUGGUUUUUCCUCUAUAUUCUCUACCGUUUGUGUAUCUGUUGUUUCUUUUAUUUUCUGUUCUGUGCUGCCGCUCGAUACUAUACAUUUUCGUUUUGAAGCGAAACAGAGAUGCGAAAGCAUUUUAUUAUGCUCUCCUGUCUAUCCCUAAGAUUGCAGUCAUACAUGCCCUUUUGGCUGGUGUGCUCUAUCAAUCGUAUCCGUAUAUCGUGAUGUUGUGGAGUUUAUGCGCAAAUGCAGUGCAUUUAGCUGCAGAAGGCAAAAUAUCGAUGAAGGAGAUUACAAGGGCGUUUCGCACCACUCGCGAUGACAUGGUGGAUGGUUACGGGUCCAACAUUGACUCUCCUGGCAUUUCUCUGCUGGCUAUCUCGGCUCAAAUGCCGCCCAUAUUCUACAUGUUGACUAUCGGAAUAAGCCAUCCUAGUGUUUUUUGCCGAUAUGACUGCAUGUGGAAUACGGUUGAAGUGUUCAUGAAACAUGAGGGAUUCGUUCCGCAGUUUCAUGGAAAGUGGCCCUUUAUUGCCGUUGACAUCAAUGUACCGACAGUUGUGGAUCUGAUAAUUCAGGAACCGGCUUCAUUCAUCUUUUCUUUACUUAAUUUCUACUCUUCCUAUUUGCUUUACGUCCGGCUCAAAUUCAUGUAUAAAUUAGAUAGCAGUCGCGUUUGGAUUUGGUACACAAUAACUGGCAUGAUUGCU